Trichoplax adhaerens is the source of this 957-nucleotide messenger RNA. RefSeq lists its product as uncharacterized. Gene Ontology annotation, molecular function: G protein-coupled receptor activity. The transcript has 3 exons. Gene Ontology annotation, cellular component: membrane. The record is from RefSeq and is a predicted model, not a curated record. Lineage: Eukaryota; Metazoa; Placozoa; Uniplacotomia; Trichoplacea; Trichoplacidae. Gene Ontology annotation, biological process: G protein-coupled receptor signaling pathway. Bases 1 to 957 code for a protein of 318 amino acids.
AUGCUUUUACAAAAGAAAUUGAUGACGGUUACAGAAGAGCAAAUUGUUAGCUUGGCAAUAUCUGAUAUGCUAUAUAUCAUGAUUGGGUCUGGCACCCAAUUACUAAUAGCAUUUGCCACCAUAAACAAUCAAUUACCUAUUUUCUUAUAUGAUUCAAUCGCUUGUCGACUUCUUGCUGCUAUUCAGGCGUCGUUGGCCAAAGUUAAUGUCUAUACUAUGACAUUGAUUUCGGUUACCCGUUAUGCAGUCAUUGUUAAACCUAUUAAAUAUCAACCCUAUCUCAAGCCAAGAUAUAAUCGGAUUGUUCUUGCCAUUAUUUUUACCCUAUCCUUUGGCUUAUCGAUUUUGCCUGUUUUUCAGUUAUGGGGAAAAUAUCAAUAUUCUAACCAAACUGGUUUAUGUUUUCCACUAUCGACGGCAGAGAAUGAUCCAGCUGUUGUUUCUUAUGAAGUUACCAUGGAUUUAACAUUUAUAUUAAUACCGUCUGUUAUUAUGUUUUUUAGUUACUUUAAAAUUAUUUUACUUUUACGUCUAAGCCGACGCCAAAUUACAAGUUACCACAACAAUAGUACGAAAAGCAUUAAUGCAAGCAAUUCUACUAAUACAUUGUCAGCAACUUCAUCGAUUGCAAAAGUCGUUUCUUUUACCCUUCAAAGUCGUCUAUCAUUUCAUCGUAAAAAUAGUGUUAGCUUUCGCUCCAGCAUUCGCCAACUUGAAUAUCGAUUAACCAAAACGAUUAUGCUAGCUUUCAUUGUCUUCUUAAUAUCUUAUUUUCCCCAUUCAAUAUCAUGUACACUUGCACUGUUUGGUAUUACCAUAUCAUCGACAACAUCAACAAUCCUACUUCAUUUAACAUACGUUAAUGGUAUACUUGGUCCGUUAAUUUAUAUAACUAGAAGUGCUAGAGUGAGACAGUCGUUACGGUGUAACCGACGCAUUAUUCACGUUGCACAUUAA